GCUCGCGCAGAAGCGGAGAGCCGGUGGCGUCGCAGGUCGGGAGGAGGAGCACCGAGUGGAGGGCUCGCUUGCCGGGGCCGCCCGAGAGUCUUAAUCGUGAGUGCUGGGGCCGCCAUCUUAGAUGGCGGGAGUAAGAGGAAAGCGGUCGUGAGGCGGGAAGGCUUUUCUGCUGCUCUCCUUUGGCCCCGGAAAGGGUCAGCUGGCCGUGCUUUGGGGCGUGUGCCCUGAGGCGCGGAGCGCGUUUGCUACGAUGCGGGGGCUGCUCGGGGCUCCGUCCCCUGGGCUGGGGACGCGCCGAAUGUGACCGCCUCCCGCUCCCUCACCCGCCGCGGGGAGGAGGAGCGGACGAGACGCCGCCGCCGGACGACAGGUCGUUGGGACGGCCUGGCUCCCUCAGGUUUAAGAAUUGUUUAAGCUGCAUCAAUGGAGCACAUACAGGGAGCUUGGAAGACGAUCAGCAAUGGUUUUGGACUCAAAGAUGCUGUGUUUGAUGGCUCCAGCUGCAUCUCUCCUACACUAGUUCAGCAGUUUGGCUAUCAGCGCCGGGCAUCAGAUGAUGGCAAACUCACAGAUCCUUCGAAGACAAGCAACACUAUCCGUGUUUUCUUGCCGAACAAGCAAAGAACAGUGGUCAAUGUGAGAAAUGGAAUGAGCUUGCAUGACUGCCUUAUGAAAGCGCUGAAGGUGAGGGGCCUGCAACCAGAGUGCUGUGCAGUGUUCAGACUUCUCCAAGAACAUAAAGGUAAAAAAGCACGCUUAGAUUGGAAUACUGAUGCUGCCUCUUUGAUUGGAGAAGAACUUCAAGUAGAUUUCCUGGAUCAUGUUCCCCUCACAACACACAACUUUGCUCGGAAGACGUUCCUGAAGCUUGCCUUCUGUGACAUCUGUCAGAAAUUCCUGCUCAAUGGAUUUCGAUGUCAGACUUGUGGCUACAAAUUUCAUGAGCACUGUAGCACCAAAGUACCUACUAUGUGUGUGGACUGGAGUAAUAUCAGACAACUCUUAUUGUUUCCAAAUUCCACUAUUGGUGAUAGUGGAGUCCCAGCACUACCUUCUUUGACUAUGCGUCGUAUGCGAGAGUCUGUUACCCGGAUGCCUGUUAGUUCUCAGCACAGAUAUUCUACACCUCACGCCUUCACCUUUAACACCUCCAGUCCCUCAUCUGAAGGUUCCCUCUCCCAGAGGCAGAGGUCGACGUCUACACCUAAUGUCCAUAUGGUCAGCACCACCCUGCCUGUGGACAGCAGGAUGAUUGAGAAUAACAACCUGAAUGCUUCUCCCAGGGCGUGGUCCAGACGAUUUUGUUUGAGGGGAAGAGAUGCAAUUCGAAGUCACAGCGAAUCAGCCUCACCUUCAGCCCUGUCCAGUAGCCCCAACAAUCUGAGCCCAACAGGCUGGUCACAGCCCAAAACCCCCUUGCCAGCACAAAGGGAGCGGGCACCAGGAUCUGGAACCCAGGAGAAAAACAAAAUUAGACCUCGUGGACAGAGAGAUUCAAGCUAUUACUGGGAAAUAGAAGCCAGUGAAGUGAUGCUCUCCACUCGGAUUGGGUCAGGCUCUUUUGGAACUGUUUAUAAGGGCAAAUGGCAUGGAGAUGUUGCAGUAAAGAUCCUAAAGGUUGUCGACCCAACCCCAGAGCAGUUCCAGGCCUUCAGGAAUGAGGUGGCUGUUUUGCGCAAAACACGGCAUGUGAACAUUCUGCUUUUCAUGGGGUACAUGACAAAGGACAACCUGGCAAUUGUGACCCAGUGGUGCGAGGGCAGCAGCCUUUACAAACACCUGCAUGUCCAGGAGACCAAGUUUCAGAUGUUCCAGCUAAUUGACAUUGCCCGGCAGACGGCUCAGGGAAUGGACUAUUUGCAUGCAAAGAACAUCAUCCACAGAGACAUGAAAUCCAACAAUAUAUUUCUCCAUGAAGGCCUAACAGUGAAAAUUGGAGAUUUUGGUUUGGCAACAGUAAAGUCACGCUGGAGUGGUUCUCAGCAGGUUGAACAACCUACUGGCUCUGUUCUGUGGAUGGCUCCAGAGGUGAUCCGAAUGCAGGAUAACAACCCAUUCAGCUUCCAGUCAGAUGUCUACUCCUAUGGCAUCGUAUUAUAUGAGCUGAUGACAGGGGAGCUUCCUUACUCUCACAUUAACAACCGAGAUCAGAUCAUCUUCAUGGUGGGCCGAGGGUAUGCCUCCCCAGAUCUUAGUAAGCUAUAUAAGAACUGCCCCAAAGCAAUGAAGAGGCUGGUAGCUGACUGUGUCAAGAAAGUAAAGGAAGAGAGGCCUCUUUUUCCCCAGAUUCUGUCUUCCAUUGAGCUGCUCCAGCACUCUCUACCGAAGAUCAACCGGAGCGCUUCCGAGCCAUCCUUGCAUCGGGCAGCCCACACUGAGGAUAUCAAUGCUUGCACGCUGACCACAUCCCCGAGGCUGCCUGUCUUCUAGUUGACUUUACACCUGCCCUCAGGCUGCCAGGGGAGGAAGAAAAGCCAGCAGGCACCACUUUACUGCUCCCUUUCUCCAGAGGCGGAGCACAUGUUUUCAGAGAAGCUGCUGCUAAGGAUCUUCUAGACUGCUCACAGGGCCUUAACUUCAUGUUGCCUUCUUUUCUACUCCUUUGGGCCCUGGGAGAAGGAAGCCAUUUGCAAUGCUGGUGAGUCCUGCUCCUUCCCCAUGUACCCCAUGCUCAAGGCUCAGCCUUCUCUAGAUGUGCAAGUGGAUGUUGAUGGUAAUCCAAAAAGCAGGGGUCCAGCCCAGCUGUUGGCUAUGUAUUUUGAGGAAGUAAGGUAGCAGGCAGUCCAGCCUGAUGUGGAAACACAUGGGAUUUUGGAAAUCAACUUCUGGAGGAAUGCAUAUCACAGGCGGGACUUUCUUCAGAGAGUGGUGCAGCGCCAGACAUUUUGCACAUAAGGCACCAAACAGCCCAGGACUGCCGAGACUCUGGCCGCCAGAAAGAGCCUGCUUUGGUACUAUGGAACUUUUCUUAGGGGACACGGCCUCCUUUCACAGCUUCUAAGGUGUCCAGUGCAUUGGGAUGGUUUUCCAGGGAAGGCACUCAGCCGGUCCCCAUCUCGGCCCUCUCAGGGAGCAGUCUUCCAUCAUGUUGAAUUUUGUCUUCCAGGAGCUGCCCCUAUGGGGCGGGGCCGCAGGGCUAGCCUUGUUUCUCUAAUAACACAGCCUUGUUUCUCUAGUCGUAUUAUGCGUAUACAAGGAAGCCAGGAAUACAGGUUUUCUUGAUGAUUUGGGUUUUAAUUGUUUUUAUUGCACCUGACAAAAUACAGUUAUCUGAUGGUCCCGCAAUUAUGUUAUUUUAAUAAAAUAAAUUAAAUUUA
This is a messenger RNA of Saimiri boliviensis boliviensis (Bolivian squirrel monkey), 3317 nucleotides long. It is a transcript of the gene RAF1, whose product is annotated as Raf-1 proto-oncogene, serine/threonine kinase. Gene Ontology annotation, cellular component: cytosol; mitochondrion. NCBI's taxonomy places the organism in Eukaryota, Metazoa, Chordata, Mammalia, Primates, Cebidae. Gene Ontology annotation, molecular function: ATP binding; MAP kinase kinase kinase activity. The record is from RefSeq and is a predicted model, not a curated record. Gene Ontology annotation, biological process: MAPK cascade; protein phosphorylation.